AUGAAUCAAGCAGCAGCUCUAAAGAAAAAAGUUUCGAAUCCAAACAAAGUUCAGAGUCCAAUGAAGAAUAUAGGUUUUGAUUUUCAAUAUCGAUCAAGUGCCGAAUUGGCCAAAAAAUUUCGGAUUAAGAGAGAAAAGCUUGCAAAUGAUCACAAAGAUAAAGCUAUGAAAGAGCAGGCACCACUUGGAGUUAAAAGAAAGAGUCAUAUGCCUGCAACAUCAGAAGGACAAAGAAGACAAAUGUUAAAAAAAUACCCGAUGAAUGAGCAUGAAAUAGAAUUAGAAAAUUUUGUUGCACAAGCAGAAGUUGGUGACGAUGAGUUUGUUAGAGAUGAGGACGUGAACAUUGAUUGUGCUGCAUAUGAAAGAGAUGAGGUAACAUUUGAUAAAGGACAGACAGUGGGACCAACUGACAAGAGAGUGUCUGAUUUGACCAACUUUAUAGGAACAAUUGCAAGGAAUCCUAGAUUUAUCACCUUAAUGCAUACUAGUUGGCAUGCUGUGUCAAAGGAUAUUAAGCAACGAAUGUGGGAAUAUGUCAACUCCAAGUUCUUAAUUCCAGCAGAAGGAGAGAAGUGGAUAAUGGCUGGUCUCCGUGAUGCCCGUAGGCGGCACAAGAGAAAUAUUAAGAAGAAACAUUUCAAUAAGAAUGCUAUUGUUGAAGAUAUGCUACAAAAUCGUCAGAAUGAGAUACCAGAAAUUCAAUUCCGCCAAUUGCUUGAGUACUGGAAAGAUUCAAAUAUCCAAGCCAUGUGCCAACUAAAUUCUGAAAAUAGAAAAAAACAAAAGUGGAGGCAUCGAAUGGGACCUAUUAAUUUUGCAAGAAUACGCGUAGCAUUGCGCGCAAGCAAAGAGAACAAUGAGGAACCAUCAAAGUCCGAAAUAUUUAUUGCAACUAGUACAAAGAAAGGAAAAGAAGUUCAAACAGAUACUCAAAUUGCAAUAAUAAGCAAUGCGAAUCGUCAAAGUUAUGGAGAAACAACAGAUGAUGCAUUUAGGGCUGUUGCAGACAU
Messenger RNA from Nicotiana tabacum (common tobacco), 1013 nucleotides. The record is from RefSeq and is a predicted model, not a curated record. NCBI's taxonomy places the organism in Eukaryota, Viridiplantae, Streptophyta, Magnoliopsida, Solanales, Solanaceae.